AUGAAUGCUGAGACUUGUGUGUCUUACUGCGAGUCGCCGGCUGCUGCCAUGGACGCCUACUACAGCCCGGUGUCGCAGAGCCGGGAGGGCUCCUCGCCUUUUAGGGCAUACCCGGGCGGCGAGAAGUUCGGCACAACUUUCCUAUCGGCCGCCGCCAAAGGACAGGGAUUCGGAGACGCCAAGAGCCGGGCCCGCUACGGCGCGGGGCAGCAGGACCUGGCGGCACCCCUGGAGAGCGGCGCCGGGGCGCGGGGCUCCUUUAACAAGUUCCAGCCCCAGCCUCAGCCGCCGGCCCCGCAGCAGCCGCAGCCGCAGCCGCAGCCGCAGCCACAGCCGCCCGCGCAGCAACCGCAUCUCUACUUGCAGCGCGGCGCUUGCAAGACGCCCCCGGACGGCAGCCUCAAAAUCCAGGAAGGCAGCGGCGGCCACAACGCGGCCUUGCAGGUCCCCUGCUACGCCAAAGAGAGCUCGCUGGGUGAGCCAGAGUUACCGCCUGACUCUGACACCGUGGGGAUGGACAGCAGCUACCUCAGUGUGAAGGAGGCUGGUGUGAAGGGGACCCAGGACCGGGCCAGUGCCGACCUCCCCAGCCCGCUGGAUAAGGCCGACUCAGAGAGCAACAAGGGUAAGAAGAGGCGGAACCGAACCACCUUCACCAGCUACCAGCUGGAGGAGCUGGAAAAGGUCUUCCAGAAGACCCACUACCCCGACGUGUACGCACGGGAGCAGCUGGCCAUGAGGACAGACCUCACCGAGGCCCGCGUGCAGGUCUGGUUCCAGAACCGAAGGGCCAAGUGGAGGAAGAGAGAGCGUUUUGGACAGAUGCAGCAGGUCCGAACCCACUUCUCCACCGCCUACGAGCUGCCCCUCCUCACCCGAGCUGAGAAUUACGCCCAGAUUCAGAACCCAUCCUGGAUCGGCAACAAUGGGGCCGCCUCACCGGUGCCAGCCUGCGUGGUCCCCUGCGACCCGGUGCCUGCCUGCAUGUCCCCUCACACCCACCCGCCUGGCUCGGGGACCAGUGGCGUCACCGACUUCCUGAGUGUCUCUGGGGCCGGCGGUCAUGUGGGCCAGACACACAUGGGUGGCCUGUUUGGAGCAGCAGGGCUCAGCCCGGGCCUCAAUGGCUAUGAGCUCAACGGGGAGCCGGACCGCAAGACCUCGAGCAUCGCGGCCCUCCGCAUGAAGGCCAAGGAGCACAGCGCGGCCAUCUCCUGGGCCACAUGA
This is a messenger RNA of Puma concolor (puma), 1227 nucleotides long. RefSeq names its product ALX homeobox 4 (gene ALX4). The record is from RefSeq and is a predicted model, not a curated record. Lineage: Eukaryota; Metazoa; Chordata; Mammalia; Carnivora; Felidae. Gene Ontology annotation, biological process: regulation of transcription by RNA polymerase II. Gene Ontology annotation, molecular function: RNA polymerase II transcription regulatory region sequence-specific DNA binding; DNA-binding transcription activator activity, RNA polymerase II-specific.